AUGGAUUCUCCACUAUUUGGAAAGAGAUUACUCUAUGGAGGAUUUGAGAGGCCAAUCGAAUCUGAAAUAAUGUUUUAGAUAUUAAAUUUGAUACUGGUUAAAACUAAAAAAGUUGAAAAAGAGUUAGUCUUUUAGAUUAUGUUACAAAACUCUUUAAUAUAUUGA
Messenger RNA from Tetrahymena thermophila SB210, 165 nucleotides. RefSeq lists its product as hypothetical. The transcript has 2 exons. The record is from RefSeq and is a predicted model, not a curated record. Lineage: Eukaryota; Ciliophora; Oligohymenophorea; Hymenostomatida; Tetrahymenidae.